Messenger RNA from Cryptomeria japonica (Japanese cedar), 1107 nucleotides. Its product is annotated as putative leucine-rich repeat receptor-like serine/threonine-protein kinase At2g14440. The record is from RefSeq and is a predicted model, not a curated record. The transcript is spliced from 7 exons. NCBI's taxonomy places the organism in Eukaryota, Viridiplantae, Streptophyta, Pinopsida, Cupressales, Cupressaceae. The coding region runs from base 1 to 1107 and encodes 368 amino acids.
AUGACACAAGAAAGUUAUUAUGUUUUCAUUUCAACCAUUGAGUUGAGGCCGCUACAAUCUACAAUGUACAACACUUCCAAUGAUUUCAACUACAACGCCUUAAAACGAUCCUAUGGUAUAAAUUUUGGCGGCCCUGAUUGGAUAAACUUUCCCCAGGACCAGUAUGAUCGCAUGUGGAAACCAUUUCCGGUGCCAUUAACAACAAGUAUCAGCACGAAUGAAUCCUCUUUUCGGAGUGUAAAAAACCAACCACCUGUAUCAGUAUUAAAGACUGCUAUUACAUCGAGAGUAGGGGAAGAAUUGCUUAUUUCAGAGUGGUUCAAUGCUGUCCCGGGCAUUUACUACUUUGCUCUUUACUUGUGUAACAUCAAUAAGACAAGUGUUUCAGGGAACAACACAUUCCAGGUCUUCAUUGGCAAUGUUCAAAUUGCAGAAACAGAAGUUCCUGAGUAUAUGUACUGUUCGUCACCAGAAACUCGUCUAGAGCUUAGCACAACUGAUUCUACAGAUAUAAGAAUACGUUCAAAAGCAGGAUCCGAGAUGAGGCCAUUCAUAAAUGCAGCUGAAGCAUAUCAAAUAGUAAACAUCACCAAUAUGACACGCCGGAGAUGGAAUUUAACAAGCAUGGGUCUCACUGGAAAUAUACCUCCAAGCAUAGCGAACUUAACAGCAUUACAACAGUUGAACAACAAAUUAGAUGGAGAUGUGCCACCUGGUUUAAUCAAGCCUGGUUUAAACCUCGAAGUUCAUCCUCAAAAUAAGCCUCCACAGGGGAGGAAAGACAAAGGUUGGGUUAUAGGACCUGCUAUUGGCUAUAAAGAUGAUCCAAAUGAAUUUGAAAAAGUGGUGGUAGAAUAUAGUGAAGAAGAUAUUAAAGCAGCUACAAACAACUAUUCUACACUAAUUGGUAAGGGAGGCUUUGAAUCUGUGUUUUAUGGUCAACUUUCAGGAAAUAAUGUUGCAGUGAAGAUACUUUCAACAGACUCAUCUCAAGGAAAACAAGAAUUUCGAAUCGAGGCAAGUUAUAGUAGCCCUAGUAUACGAAUUUAUGGAAUGUGGAACAUUGGCGGACCAUUUACACGGUACUAUUUAUUCCAUGUAGUCUGA